AUGACCGCCGCCGCUCCGCCCCCAGCUGCCCGCAAGCAGCCCCCGAGUAUCGACGACAUAUUAAAGGCUAAGCGCGAUAAAGAAGCGGCUGCCGCGAAGCCCAAAUUUAUACCAAAAGCGGAGAGGGAGCGCAUUGCGCUUGAGAAGCGGAAGAAAGAAGUGGAGGAAGCGCAAAAGAGGCGAGAGGCUUCAAACGGAGACAGCGAUGUUUGGAGACAAUCGCAAGAGCACAAUCGCACGAAUGGUCACGCCAGUUACAAUGGUCACAACGGCUCGUCCUCGUCCGUACCUACAGGGCCUCGUUCGAUGCGCGAUGCGCCGACUGGACCAUCAUCGAUGCGAAGCGAUCGCAGAAACGGAGACAUGGCACCCCCACCACCGCCAGAUAAGAAGGGCAACAAGCGUCCAGCCGAGGACGCUGAGGCUCUAAUAAGACAACGAUACAUGGGCGCAGAGCAAAAUCAGUCAACAUUUUCAGCCAAGAAGAAGCGCAAGCGAACGACAGAAAAGAAGUUUAACUUUGAGUGGAACGAAGAAGAGGAUACCAGCCACGAUUAUAACCCAAUUUACCAACAGAAAGCUGAAGCAAGCUUCUUUGGACGUGGCAGACUUGGUGGCUUCUCCGACGAAGUUACAGACGCAACAACAAGGAAAAUGGCUGAGGCAAUCAUGGAGCGAGAUCCAGAGCACGGCAAAGAACGGGCUGAGGCACUUCUUGAGAUGGAGCGGCGGCGGAAGGAUAAGAGCGGCCGCGCACAACUAGACAAGCACUGGAGCGAGAAGAGACUGGAGAACAUGCGGGAACGCGACUGGCGCAUCUUCAAGGAGGACUUCAGUAUCGCUACCAAAGGAGGCGGAAUCCCGAAUCCUAUGCGUAGCUGGGACGAAUCAGGACUUCCAGACAAGCUUAUGCGUAUCGUACAUCAGGUUGGCUACACCGAGCCUUCGCCCAUCCAACGCGCGGCUAUACCUAUCGCUCUACAGUGUCGCGAUUUGAUCGGAGUUGCUGCAACAGGUUCGGGUAAGACUGCCUCGUUCGUCCUGCCACUACUCGCCUACAUCUCACAACUACCCCCUCUUGACGCCAUGACCCGUCAUGAUGGCCCGUACGCCCUCAUCCUCGCACCCACGCGUGAAUUGGCCCAGCAAAUCGAAAUUGAGACUCGCAAGUUUGCGUCGCCACUAGGUUUCAGGACUGCUGUUCUUGUCGGUGGUCACUCCAUCGAAGAACAGUCGUUCCAAAUGCGGGACGGAGCCGAGAUCAUCAUUGCCACGCCUGGUCGUCUAGUAGACUGUAUUGAGCGCCGAGUUCUCGUUCUCAGUCAGUGUACUUACGUUAUCAUGGAUGAGGCUGAUAGGAUGAUUGACAUGGGUUUCGAAGAGCCGGUCAACAAGAUCCUCGAUGCGCUACCCGUCAACAACGAGAAACCAGACACCGACGAGGCCGAAGACCCCAAUGCGAUGAGAAAGGGAACAUAUCGCCAAACCAUGAUGUACACAGCUACUAUGCCGCCAGCUGUCGAAAGGAUUGCGAAGAAGUACACACGUCGCCCAGCUAUCGUUACAGUCGGCAACCAAGGCGAGGCUACUGACACCGUUGAGCAGCGUGUCGAAUUCGUCCAGGGAGAAGAGAAGAGGAAGAAGCGUCUCCAGGAGAUUCUUACGUCUGGCGAGUUCUCUGCACCAAUUAUUGUGUUCGUCAAUAUCAAACGAAACUGCGAUGCCAUUGCUCGCGAGAUCAAACACAUGGGCUUCUCAUCCGCCACGAUUCACGGUGGAAAAACGCAAGAACAGCGUGAGGCUGCUCUUGCGUCCCUCAAGAAUGGACAAACUAGCGUGCUUGUUGCCACUGAUUUGCUUGGUCGUGGUAUCGACAUUCAAGGCGUUCAAUUGGUGGUGAACUUCAACAUGCCAGGUAACAUUGAAAGCUACACCCAUCGUAUCGGUCGUACUGGACGUUUGGGUGCGGACUCGGACAAACCUGGUGUUGCUAUCACGUUCUGGGGCAACGAAGAUGCGGAUGUACUCUACGAUCUCAAGCAGAUUCUCAUGAAGAGCCAGAUCAGUAAGGUGCCUGAGGACCUGAGAAAGCACGAGGCAGCACAACAGAAGGGCAAGAAGAGGGGUGAGAUUACGCAAAAGAAUAUCACGUACUGA
This is a messenger RNA of Alternaria burnsii, 2157 nucleotides long. RefSeq names its product pre-mrna-splicing atp-dependent rna helicase prp28. Lineage: Eukaryota; Fungi; Ascomycota; Dothideomycetes; Pleosporales; Pleosporaceae. Gene Ontology annotation, cellular component: catalytic step 2 spliceosome. The coding region runs from base 1 to 2157 and encodes 718 amino acids. Gene Ontology annotation, molecular function: RNA helicase activity; ATP binding; RNA binding. Gene Ontology annotation, biological process: mRNA splicing, via spliceosome. The transcript is spliced from 2 exons. The record is from RefSeq and is a predicted model, not a curated record.